Molecule: messenger RNA, 2080 nt
Organism: Thamnophis sirtalis
Lineage: Eukaryota; Metazoa; Chordata; Lepidosauria; Squamata; Natricidae
Source: RefSeq, a predicted model, not a curated record
GCCCAGCCAGGACCCUCAAAGCCACCAACUGAUCCCCCCACAGCCCAGCCGUCGCCGGAGGAACAAGGAAAAGAAGCAAAGAAGGACAGCGCCCCCAGCAGCAGCAAUGGGGAAAGCAGCAGCAAAAAGAAGAGGAGUCGUAGCAGGAGCCGUGACCACAGACACAGCCGUAGCCGGGACCGAGACCGUCAUCGUAGACGAAGCCGGAGCCGGGAUCGCCGCAGCCGUCAUCGGAGCAGAAGCCGCCAUCGGAGCCGCAGUCGAGAUCGUAAUAGGCGAGCCAGCCGAUCUCGGAGCCGAGAGCGCCGGCGGGAGGAAAGAGUCCGUUACCGCACCCCACCACCCCCAGGGCGACGGUUUGGUCACAGCAAAAGUCCCCUGUUCAGAGAGAAGAGUCCCCUCCGGGAGCCCCUGGGCAGCUUGAGCCCCGAAGAACGUGACGCCCGCACGGUCUUCUGCAUGCAGCUAGCUGCCCGUAUCCGCCCUCGAGACCUUGAGGAUUUCUUCUCGGCUGUUGGCAAGGUCAUCUUCCCUUCCCUUCUUCUCUGGCUUUGGCAAAUUUUUACUUUGCCCCAAGCGAGGGUGGGCUUCUGGCCCGUUCUGUUGCUUGGUUCCCACCAACUUAGCUAUUCCAUCUUAGACACAAAAGCUGUUGGGCCUAAUCAGCAGGAGACAUUCGCAGAAGCCGAAUGUGCCCGCCGUGCCCUGGAGCAGCUGAACGGUUUCGAGCUCGCCGGCCGGCCCAUGCGGGUGGGACAGGUCACCGAACGGCUGGACGGCACCACCGACAUCACUUUUCCCGACGGGGCGGAUGAACCCGACCGGUCAGCUCUGAGCUUGGGGACCACCGGCUCCCAGCUGCAGCUGAUGGCGAAGCUGGCCGAAGGUGAGAAAUUUGGAAGUGGGGAGUGGAUUCUGUUAUACGCGGAGAAGAACAGGCUGGCUGCCAUGGCGAACAACCUUCAGAAAGGCAGCGGGGGCCCCAUGAGGCUCUAUGUCGGUUCCCUUCACUGCAACAUCACCAAAGAGAUGUUGCGCGGGAUCUUCGAGCCGUUUGGCAAGAUUGACAGCAUCGUCCUCAUGCGGGACCAGGAUACCGGACAGUCCAAAGGCUACGGCUUCAUUACCGUAAGUUGGGUGGAUUUUCUCCGCGGCGGGGCAGAGCGUAGCCUUAUUUAUUUAUUAUUUACUUAUUGUGUUUCCCCGAAAAUAAGACCUCGAUUUGCGUCAUCCUUGUUCUUUCCAUCCCCAAAUCCCAAAUAUCUUGUGUUUGGUCCCAACACAGCAGGUUCUGGGAUCCCACUGACCACCACGGCGGCAGCCCAGGCUGCCCUGCAGCUUAACGGAGCGAUACCUUUGGGAGCACUGAAUCCAGCUGCCCUGACAGCUCUUAGCCCAGCAUUGAAUCUGGCUUCACAGACACUGGCCUCCCAGUGCUUCCAGCUUUCAGGCCUCUUCAGUCCCCAAACAAUGUAAGGCCACCCAGUCCACUCCCCCUUCCCACCCUCCCUCUCCCACGGAGCUCGGAGGGGGAAAAUGAUCAUCUCUACACCAUUACCGCUUCACCUGGCACCCCCUCUCCCCCCCCCCCAAAUUGGAUCCAAGCCUGGGGGUGUGUGGAUGAACUUUGAAGGAACUCUCCCUCUUUGGGGACACGCGGGAUGGGGUGGGGAGGAAACAACCCUUCUUAACAUGAACUCUGAUUUUAUUCCGAAUGUCCCUCCCUGGGCAAAGGGGGAAGAGCUUGUAUGUUGACCCCCCCUUCUUUCUCCCCUCCCCCCUGCCCCUCCUCAAAUCACAAUUGGAGGAGAGGUCCAUUCACAGAGACUGGAGAGACCUCCCCCCCCCCCCAAAAGAGGUGGAAUUGCAACAUCUUUUCCUUUCGGGGGAUUUCGCGGGGAGGCCAGGAAGACCCUUGGCCCUUUCCUCUCUCUCUCUCUCUCUUUCUCUCUCUCUCUCUUUCUCCCACCCCUCUGCUCUCGGGUGGGGCUGUGAGCCUUUACUCGGAUGGCCUUGGGCGUUCCUCGAGGUCAUGACGGAUCUUUGCUCACGCGCGCGUUGUAAAAAAAAAAAAGUGAAU